CCCAAAAAAAAAAAAACAAAAACAAAAAACAAACUAGAAAAAUUACAGUUCAUAAAGUAAAUAAAGAAAUACUUUAAACACACGACGUUUUACAGCACUGUUCGACGCGCGCCCAACAUGCGUAACGUUAAUUGUUGGCGUGCCAUGGAACACAGUGAAGUGAAACGUAACUGCUGGAAUGCGCAACGAUGAAAUGAAACAGCAAGAGCGAAAACAACAACAACAACAAGAACAACAGAGUCUCAGUUGGGCAAAAAUGUUGUCGCACAUUGAGGAAAAUGCAUCGUUUUCUUAACAUCCAGCAAAAUAUUAAAUUACGCAACUAUCAUCAGUUACUUUUGUAUUUUGUUGCUGUUCCAUUGGCUGCCACUGCUGCUGGAGGAAGACAACAACAACAGCAGCGACGACGACGUAGCAGCAGCGACGAAGGAGUGAGCAGAGAAGACGGCGAACGACGAGAAUUCAUUGAGGGCGGGAGAAGCGGCAGCAGCAGCAGAAGCAGCAAAAACAGCAAAAGAAGCGCAGCAGCAGUAGCAACAAUAACGUAACGAUCGUAACGCAACGCAACGUAACGUGACGCACACACACACACCCACUGUUUGAAGUAGUCGAAAAAGUUAUUAGUUAUUUUGGAUUAUUUUUUAACAAUCAUCUCUUAGCCCAAUAUACACACAUACACAUAAUUUAACCCAACGCUGCCAGUGUUCCUAAGACAACAACAACAACAAAAACCUAUCAUCGUAAUCGUAAUUAUAACGUAAUCGUAGCCCUAACGUAACGUAACGGAACGCAACGUAAAGCGCCACCUACACAGCUCCUCUGCCAACGAAAACGAAAACAAGAACAAUUUUCUUUUCCUUUCGAUCAUCAUUCGAUUAACGCAUUCAUACUUAUUCAUAUGAACGUAUUCGAACACUCGCUCAUGCUCACCUCAAUAUUCAAGAAGAACAACAACUGACACUGCAAUCAAAACAGAGUUUAUAAACAAACACAACAAACAUCAACAAUUGCGAAGCAAACAAACAAAAACAACUGUCGAGAACACAACCAUCGACGACAGUUGUUUUCAGUGCUUUCGUGUAUCAAUUUGACACUUUGCCGCUCAACUGUGGCAAGGUCACAAAAAUAUGGCAACACCGCAAGUCAAAGACUUGGUGUUGCGUUCGCCAGCUGGCUCCUCCGAUACGAUCACAUUCGCGUGGCCAUUGCAAGUUGGACACGGCCAGGAUAAGCAUGACAAUGGCAUCGAUAUCAUCGAUACAAUCAAAUUCGUAUGCGAUGAGCUGCCAUCGAUAUCAUCCGCAUUCGAGGAGAUCAACCUCAAUCACAUUGACACUGCCUGCUAUAAGACUAUGAAAUUUGUCGAUCGCUUCAAUAAAGCUGUCGACAGUAUUGUUGCAUUGGAAAAAGGAACUUCACUGCCCGCCGAGCGUUUGAAUAAGUUCGCUCACCCUAGCCUUUUAAGACACAUACUGCAAUUAGUUUACAAUGCUGCCGUGCUCGAUCCGGAUAAGCUCAAUCAAUACGAGCCCUUCUCGCCUGAGGUGUACGGCGAGACAUCGUACGAGCUGGUGCAGCAAAUGCUCAAGCAUGUCACCGUUAGCAAGGAGGAUACGUUCAUUGAUCUCGGUUCCGGUGUGGGACAGGUGGUACUGCAAAUGGCUGGAUCGUUCCCCCUCAAGACGUGCAUUGGCAUCGAGAAGGCCGACACUCCAGCCCGCUAUGCGGAACGCAUGGAUGUGUUCUUUCGCCAGUACAUGGGUUGGUUUGGCAAGCGGUACUGCGAGUACAAGCUGAUCAAGGGGGACUUUCUGGUCGAUGAGCAUCGGGAGAAGAUCACCUCGUCGACGCUGGUGUUUGUCAACAACUUUGCCUUUGGUCCGACGGUCGAUCAUCAGCUGAAGGAGCGUUUUGCUGAUCUGCGAGAUGGCGCCCGAGUCGUCUCCUCCAAGUCCUUUUGUCCGCUCAACUUUAGAAUAACAGAUCGCAACCUCAGCGACAUUGGCACCAUCAUGUAUGUCAGCGAAAUACCGCCCCUUAAGGGUUCUGUUUCGUGGACCUGCAAACCGGUUUCAUAUUAUCUGCAUGUGAUUGAUCGCACCAUUUUAGAGCGCUAUUUUCAGCGACUGAAAACCAAGGGCGGCAAUGAUCACGAGCAUGUGGGCACUGUGCGCACCACGCGCGAUCGUGCCAAGCGUGAGGCCAACGUUGGACAGCACAACAACAAUCACAACAAUAAUCACAGCCACAACAACAACCAUCAGCAGCACACGCGUGAGCUGCAGCGAGAGAAGGACAGAGAGCUGGUGAACAGCAACGGACCCGUUCAUCAUCAGCAACAGCAGCAGCAGCAACAAUCGCAGCAGCAGCAACCACAUCAUCCGCAGCGACAUCAAUCGCAAUCGCCAGCGAAUGUGAGCGGAGUGAGCAGUGUAGCUGCCUCAAAGACGCGCCAACAGCUGGCAACAGCUCAGCAGCAGCAACAACAACAGCAGCAGCAGCAACAGUUGCAGCAACGCAGCCUCGAUAUGGACAGCAGCACAGAGAGCGAAGGCGAUGCGGAAGCAGCCAAUGGUAAUGGCGGCAACACGACGACAGCAACCAACGCCACUUUGGCAUCGAAUGGACCGAUGACGCGCAAAGUUUGGUCCGAUUGGUGCAGCUCGAAGGGCAAGAGUUCGCAGUCCGACGAUGAGGAGAACAACAACAGUAACAGCAACAAUAGCAACAGCCAUUCGGGUCGCGUGCCCCGAGCUGUGACCACGCUGAAGAAGCGCAAGAAGCUGACACGAAAAGCGGCAAUCGCUAGCAAAUCGGCAGCAGCAGCGCAACGCGAAGCCGAAGAAGCUGCAGCCGUGGCUGCUGUGGCUGCAUCCUCGGCGUCGGCUAGUAAAGACUCCAGCAGCAAGGAGGAUCAGCCGAGAGGAGCGGGUGCCAAUGCGGGACCCGGACGCAAGGGACGCUUAAAGAAGGGUCAACGGGGACGCAAGUGCCUGAAGAUUGCGGGUCUCGAUGUGCUGCACAAGCAGACGGUGCUCAGCACCUCGUUGGAUGCGAUGACCAAGAAGUUGCCCGCCGCUCCAGGCACUGUGGAUCAGCAGCUGACGUCGCUGCUCACCGGGGAUAUGUCGCAUCGGGAGCUGGACAUUCCCACGGCACCGCAGGACACACCGUAUGCUUUGCAGAUACUGCUCGAUGUGUUCCGCUCGCAGUACAUGACAAUGAUUGAGAACAUGCGGUCGAGUGCGUAUUUACCGCAGGUGCAGAAGCAGAUUGCCCAGGAGCAGGAGCGCAUGGCGAGACUGAAGAAUCGCGCCAGUCAGCUGGACAAACAGAUCAAGGUGCUGAUCGAUGACAGCGUGACGUUGCUCAAGGUGCGCAUGAAUGAGCUGGGCAUCAAUGUGAAUUCGCCCAACGAUCUGAUAGCCCAGGCCAAGGAGAUUGUCGGACGGCACAAGGAUCUGCAGCAUGCGGUCAGCAAGAUGCGCAGCGAGGUCACCGUCUACGAGAGCGAACAGAAGCUGCUGCUCAGCAAGCAGCUCAAGCAUUUGCCUGAGUACCAGAAACUCUGCUCCGUCAACAAUGGCGGCGCCAAUGGCAAAGUGAAGCUCGAGCUGCCGCAGGAGUUGUCGGAAACUGCGGCCCAAGAGUUGGUGCUGAAGGAGAUUGCCAACACGUUGAGUCAGCGCAAGAAAUUAUACGCUCAAGUCUCCACAAUCGAGCAGGAGACGACCACGUUGCAAAAGUCCGCCGAGGAACGCAGCACAGCGGCUGCUCUCCUUGCUCAAGGCACUAACAUCAGCCUGGCCAGCUCAAGCAGCAACACAGCAGCUCCCAUUACAACCGCAUCAGCAGCAGCAGCUGUGACAGCAACUCCUCCACAGCAACAGCAGCAGCAAGCAGCCAACUGCAGCAACAAGCUCAGCUCAGGCAAAUCAUCGCGACGCAGUCGUGAACAUCGCGCCAGAUCGCAAGAGUGGCCCGAAGUACCCGAGGUGGGCAAGAUACAGGAGAGCAAUCCCGAAGUGUUGGCCCAGAAGAUACUGGAAACGUGUCGUCAAGUCGAGGCGGGUAAAUUCCAAGCAUUGCCAACGCCAACAGCACCUCAGACUCUGAACAACGCUGCUGUGAACUAUGUGAAUGGCAAGCCGAAGACGGAGCCAAAGACGUCGCCAGCGCUGUACAAAGACAGCACGCUGAUGCCGGCGCCCAAGCAGCAAUCACAGCAGCAACAAUUGCAGCCACAAGCAGCGCAGCAACAACAACAGCAGCAACCAACAGCAUUGCUGCUGCCCAAGUGCGAGUUGCCGGGACUGAGUCGAGGCAAACAGGAAUCGCCGAAGGUGGCCAACUUUGAGGAUCGACUGAAGAGCAUCAUCACCUCGGCACUCAACGAAGAUCAAGAGCAACGCAGCAAAGCAUUGCCCAUCAUCGAGACACCAGCAACACCCACGCUGCAAUCGCCUGUCUCCAAGCGCAGCAAGCAGCAGCAGCAACAGCAAAUGGCAACAACAACCACGCCCAACAAUUUGCACAACAUCAUCACGGUGUCAACACAAGGGCUGAUGCAUCUGAAUGCCAACACAACCAUAUCGCCGAUAACGCCGCCGUUGCCAGGACCGCGAGCUGGGGCCGCAGCUUCAACGGCGCCUCCGCCCCCCGCCAAUCUGCCCUAUGGCAGCGCUUACAUCAGCAGCAAGCAGCAGCAGCAACAACUGCAGCAGCAGCAGCAACAUCAGCAACAGCUGCAGCAGCAACACCAUCAACAGCAGCAGCAGCAACAUCAUCAGCAACUGGCGGGCAAAUACAGCCAAACAGCGCUGGUCAAGGAGUCCAAGUAUGCGCCUGUGGCUCAGGGGCGUGGCGCAACAGCCGCGCCUCCACCGCCGCCGCCACCUCCCCCCUCUGCAGCAGCAGCAGCUGCAGCGAGCAGUUCGCACAUGGCCACGCUGUAUGCAGGCCAUGCGGCAGCAACAGCAGCAGCCACGCCCACUGCAGCAGAUCUGGGCUUCCAUCGCAGACGCGCUUCGGUGAGCGCGAAUAGUUACGAGCACUUUAUGGUGCAGCAACAGCAGCAGCAGCAACAUGCCAUGAUGUUGGCGCACGUGGCGCAGCAACGUCUGCAACAACAACAGCAGCAACAACAACAGCAGCAGCAACAUGCGCAUCAUGCGCAGUUGGCACACUUGGCUCAUCAUCAUGCGGCGGCAGAGUUCAAGGCACCCGCUGAGAAUCUGCUGCAGCGUUCCGGCAGUCGCGAGCAACUCGCCGAGCAGCAACAGCAGCAGCAACAACAACAGCAGCAGCAGCAACAUCAGCUGCAACAGCAUCAACAGCAGCAGCACAGCAUGGAGUUGCUGCCACGCGCCAGUUCAGCCAACUCGGACUACGCUGGCUAUCGAGUGGAGCGUCUGACAGUGCGACCGCCAAGUCGCCCAAGCUCGAACUCCUCGCAGCCCGACUACACGCAAGUGUCGCCCGCUAAGAUGGCAUUGCGUCGUCAUCUGUCACAGGAGAAGCUUAAUCAGCCACCGCAGCCGAUGCCAACGCCUCCGCCAAUGCCGCUGGCACCGCCCGUCACAGCGGGCAAAACAAUUGGGGAUCUGGUGAAUGGGGAAAUCGAGCGCACGCUGGAGAUCUCGCAUCAGAGCAUCAUCAAUGCAGCGGUCAACAUGAGCACAGGCUCUGGAAGUGGCGGCAACGGUGGCGCUCACUUUAUGGAACGCGCUUUCCUCGAUCGUUCGCACGAUCGUCUGCUCAUCAAUCUGCAUGCCACGCGACCCGAACGGGUGCAUGUGCGUCCCCUGGCCGAGGAAGGCAACGAGCCGCAGCCCACCAACUACAGCCAGGCCACGUCCAGCACGGGCAACAAUCUGGCCACCUUGGCUCAUGUAGCCUACAACCAGAAGUCGCCAGCAAGCUCGCGAGCGCCUUCCUCAGCGCGUUCUUCACGGGAGUAUCAACCGGUUGCAUUGCCACGCGCUGAGAUGAAGGGCUGCAUUGAAGCCUACUUCCACGAGGAGCAGCAGCAGCAGCAUCAGAAGUCCAAGAGCUCAGCUAGCGGAGCGAAUGCGCUGCGUGCUCCACGAUUGAAUGGCGCUAAUCCGCCACUGGAAGGCCUCGCCGCCUCGCUGCAGGAUCAUGUGCGUGCUCGCAAGUACAAGGAGGAGAACGAGGAACGUCAGCGAAGAGCUGCAGCAGCCGCUUCCUCCAUAGAAAUGGCGCCACAUUUUGCGCAUCAAGCGCCGCCCGCUCACAGCUACCAUCAGCAGCAACAGCAACCGCCGAACGCAGCAACCAGCAACAUCAAUGGCACGCCGCACAAAGUGGAGCUUGGUGUCAAGCGCAGUUCGCCUCUAGCGCCACAUCAGCAACCAUCGCGACCCGCGAAGUUGCCGCACUUUGAGCCGCAACCGUUGCCACAUGCGCAUCAGCAUCUGUAUGUGAACAGCAAUGGGGGGCAAUCGUUGCCACCACCAGCACACGAUGCCACCACACCAUCGCCGACGCCAUCGUCGUCGUCUUCGUCAUGUGGCAGACGCAGCAAAUUGCUCGUGGAGCCGCCACUGUUGAUGAGUCCCGAGAUCAAUUCGCUAAUGGGCGACGAGCGACCGUUGCAGCUGUCCACAAGCCACCAAUCGAUGCAUCAUCAUGCGGCACAUCAUCUCCAUCAGGCAACGUCGUCGCAUCCACAUGCCCAGCAGCAGCAGCAGCAGCAAUCACAGCACUUGCAACGUGCCUCGCAUCAGGGCAGCAGCCACAGCAUUACGCCCACCAUGGUGGGCGGUCAGCGGUCCAAUGCCGCAGCGGAUGACGACGAUGUCAUAGCCGCCGACGAUGAAUCCCAUUGGCAGCAUCGCGUUAGCUCCGGCUUUGAUCGACUUGUGGCUUUUGCCAGCACCGAACUGGACAAGACGCGUCGCUCGAUAGAUGGCGACACUGUGCCGGCCUCGAUUAGCUGCAACACUUCACCGGAUUCGGGCAUUACGCACAGCAGCAGCAACUCGGAUGCGGUGCGCACUUUCUUGUCCACCUCGUCGAGCUCGUCGCAACUGGAGCUGCCCAUCAACAACACUAGCAGCGGCAGCAGCAACAACAGCAGCAGCGGUGGAGCAGGCGGAGGAGGAGGCAACAGUUUGUAUGCCAGCCAGGUGCACAAUCUCAGCCAUCAUGCUUCGUAUCAGCACAACAGUCAUCUGCACAAUCAUCAGCAGCAGCAGCAGCCACAAUCACUGCAGCAACAGCAGCCACAAUCGCUGCACCAGCAACAUCAACAGCAGCAGCAACAACAUCAUAUGGCGGAUCAUUUGAGUGACAGCAGCAUGAAGUCAACUGCAUCCUCAUCGCUGCAUGCGAGCAACUCGCUGAAGACCAUCUCUCCAGUGGAUCCCAGCGCCAUUGAAUCGCCACCGCUGUCCGAUGUUGGACUGCCACGCACUCCAAGUCCCAGUGCCACUAGCGUGGCCACGCCUCCACUAGCGCUGGCGCCCUCGCUUGUCAACGAUGGACGCAUUCCGUUGAAGUAUCAGCGCAAGUCGAAGAGCGGCAGCGAGAAGCACUACAAGAAGAAGUUCUGUGAACGCAACUGGGAAUACGAUUGCGAUGAACUGUUGGCCUACUCCAAUUCGAGUGCUCCGCCUACGGCAGCCGAUGCUGCCGGGAAUGGACCGCCUGCCAUGGAUACACCAGGUGGAGGCGUGUCCUCGACGCCGCCUGUGGUGCUCAGCAGCAAGUCGGGAAAAUCCCCGAAAGAAAAGUCAUCGCCACACCAUAGCGUAAAUGCGAAUGCGAAUGCAAAUGCGAGCUAUCAUCAUCAUCACAAGUCGUCGAAGUUUCGGCCAAAGGGCAAGGAUUGGGAUUGGUCGCUGGACAGCAGAAGUAAUGCUGGCGACUCGGCACCAGGUGGCGCCACCACAACGAGUAAUUAAAAUUGUAAAUUGAUUUAGUUAAAUUUGCCGAACAGUGAAACAACUAAUUUUUUUCGAGAACAAUUCGAAUCGGGUUGAAUUGUAUUUUGUAAUGUGUAACUAAAGAAAUUGUGUUUAUUUAUACCCAUAUAUAGUUAACUUAUUGGAUAACAGCGACUUUUGCCUUGUUUAGUUUUUUUUUGUAUUCUAUUGUCUGUGUUUGUUUGAUUUCAAAAAAUUGUAAUUAGCAUUAGUUUAGCAUAUUUUUACUACUGACCUUGUGUAUUAGAAUUUAAGUCGAAAAUCCAACUACAACAGCAACCACAACAACAGCAACCAUCCCCUUUUAAUGAACAACAAUGUUACUGACUAUUAUGACUAUUAUUAUUAUUAUUAUUAUUAUUACAAAUGAAUAUUAGCAAGUUUACUAUUAUGAUAAAA
Messenger RNA from Drosophila albomicans, 8348 nucleotides. RefSeq names its product histone-lysine N-methyltransferase, H3 lysine-79 specific (gene gpp). The record is from RefSeq and is a predicted model, not a curated record. Gene Ontology annotation, molecular function: histone H3K79 methyltransferase activity. Gene Ontology annotation, biological process: DNA damage checkpoint signaling; regulation of transcription regulatory region DNA binding; DNA repair. Lineage: Eukaryota; Metazoa; Arthropoda; Insecta; Diptera; Drosophilidae. Gene Ontology annotation, cellular component: nucleus.